AUGGCGCGGCCCCCGAGGCCCGAGCUGGCCGCCGCGGGAGUUGUGCUACUUUGUCACUUUCUCGCCGACGGGAUCCAGCUCGCCGAGGGGAAGCCCGGAGGCCGAGGCAGAGACUGGAGGUAUGAAGUGGCUCAUGCCUUCCCUCUGACAGAAGAGGAGGUGGAAGUAGACUCACAUGCAUACAGCCACAGGUGGAAGAGGAGCUUGGAGGCUCUCAGGGCAGUGGACACCAACCGAGCCAGCAUGGGCCAAGACACGCCAGAUCCUAGAGGCUUCACUGACCUGGUACUUGAUGACGGGCAGGACAAUGCCACCCAGAUCGAGGAGGAUACAGAUCACAAUUAUUACAUAUCUCGGAUAUAUGGUCCAUCUGAUUCUGCCAGCCGGGAUUUGUGGGUGAACAUUGACCAAAUGGAAAAAGACAAAGUGAAGAUUCAUGGAAUAUUGUCCAAUACUCAUCGGCAAGCUGCAAGAGUGAAUUUGUCCUUCGAUUUUCCAUUUUAUGGCCAUUUCCUACGUGAAAUCACUGUGGCUACUGGGGGCUUCAUAUACACAGGAGAAGUUGUGCAUCGAAUGCUCACGGCCACUCAGUACAUUGCACCUUUAAUGGCAAAUUUUGAUCCCAGUGUAUCCAGAAAUUCAACAGUCAGAUAUUUUGAUAAUGGGACAGCACUAGUUGUCCAAUGGGACCAUGUACAUCUGCAGGAUAAUUACAACCUGGGAAGCUUCACAUUCCAGGCAACUCUUCUUAUGGAUGGACGCAUCAUCUUCGGAUACAAAGAAAUUCCUGUCUUGGUCACAGAGAUAAGUUCGACCAAUCACCCAGUGAAAGUGGGGCUGUCUGAUGCAUUUGUCGUUGUCCACAGGAUCCAACAAAUUCCCAAUGUUCGAAGAAGAACAAUUUAUGAAUACCACCGAGUGGAGCUACAGAUGUCAAAAAUUACCAACAUUUCAGCUGUGGAGAUGACCCCAUUACCUACGUGUCUCCAGUUCAACAGUUGUGGUCCCUGUGUCUCCUCUCAGAUUGGCUUCAACUGCAGUUGGUGUAGUAAACUUCAAAGAUGUUCCAGUGGAUUUGAUCGCCAUCGGCAGGAUUGGGUGGACAGUGGAUGCCCUGAAGAGUCGAAAGAGAAGAUGUGUGAGAAUGCAGAGUCGGUGGAGACUUCUCAGACCACAACCACCAUCCAUGCCACAACCACACAAUUCAGGGUCUUCACCACCCCCAAAAGAGCAGCGACCUCACAGCUGCCCACCAGCCUGCCCACAGAAGAUGACACCAAGAUAGCACUACAUCUAAAAGAUAAUGGAGCCUCGACAGAUGACAGUGCAGCUGAGAAGACGGGGAGAGCCCUCCAUGCUGGCCUCAUCAUUGGAAUCCUCCUCCUGGUCCUCAUUAUAGCAGCAGCCAUCCUGGUGACCGUCUACAUGUAUCACCAUCCAACGUCAGCAGCCAGCAUCUUCUUUAUUGAGAGACGCCCAAGCAGAUGGCCCGCGAUGAAGUUUCGAAGAGGUUCUGGACACCCUGCCUAUGCUGAAGUUGAACCAGUUGGAGAAAAGGAAGGUUUUAUUGUAUCAGAGCAGUGCUAAAAUUUCUAGGACAGAUAGCACCAGUACUGGCUUACAGGUGUUAAGACUAAAAUUUUGCGUAUAUCUUUAAGACACACACACACACACACACACACACACACACACAAAACGGUGCCCCAAGCUGCUGUAGCCUGAAGAAGACAAGAUUUCUGGACAAGCCCAGCCGGAGAAGGAAGGGUAAAAGAAAAACUAAAACUUAUGCAGGAUGCCAUUUACACGGAACAUAGAAUUCCCUAGAGGAAUGGUGUCGUAGUUCACUUAGAACAUCUCCUGUGGACUCACCAGAAGUGUGACAACAUUGCAGUGCUUUUUGGCUUAGGUGCAGGGUUGAAAAGGGAUCGAGAAAAAUAAAAUAAUAAUAAUAAAGCUUUAGUUCACAAGGGAUCUACAACUUUGGUUCAAAUGUUCUUAUCUGAUGUCUCAAAGAUAUCUGUGUUCCCAAGCCGGAACCUUUUUCCUCAAAAGAGCAGGGAUGAAUGUUUCCUGUGUACUGAGAACCGUAGCUCAUGCAGAGGCAAAACCAAACACAAUAUGAGAGAUUUUUCUGUCUUUUCCAAACAGACAUGUGGCAAAAGGAUUUUGUUAUUUCUGCUCUAGAUCCAUCUAUCCCGACAAGUUCAUUACUUUAUGGGAUGAAUCUUUCAUCUGUACAUGCAGUUCAAAUAUGCCUUCCUCUCCCUUGGCAGUGAGUGAGUGCCGUUUCUGUGAGCUGGGACAUUUCCUGACUUUUAGCUGAGGAUUGGGAAGGAAGGGUUAGUAAAUGAGGCUUUCCAUCCCCUGCCUCAGGAUAAAAACUCUGUGGGUCUAAGAAGCACUGCUUCCAUCUCCCACCUGGGAAGUCCCGUGAAGCCACAGUUGCUCUUGGCUGAUGGAAAGAAAAGGAAAUGAUACGAAUUCCUUGAUCGUUGUUAUGAGACAAAAUGGUAAGGGAUUUUAAACACGGGGUUUUUCAACGUUUUGCCAUUUCAAUACGAAAAGCCCAUUUCAUUGUCAGUUCCGGUCUAAGAAGCCAUUCAAGUCAAUAUAUCCCUGGUGAUAAAAGAAUGAAAGAACCCUGCUGAGUCAUACAGUAAUUUUCUUUAAAGUACAUAGUAGUUACAUAAAUCUCUAUAUAUAUAAAUAUAUUUUUGUUUAUAACUAACACAAGGCAGGCUCUUGUGACUCUAAGAGUGCAUUUUGUCAUCAAGACAAAACAAAUGCAAGAUGCAUCGCUGUAUUACUUCCACAGAGUUGUAAAAUAAUCCUUAAUAUUAGAAUAUUUUUAUGUCACGUGGCAAAAUGGUUCAGUUCAUUGCAGUGCCCAUCAUUUUCCUGCCUAUUGGAUCCACUCCUUCCUUCACAUCAACCCCUUCCCUCCCUGCCGAAAUGAAGUAGAUGAGAAAAGCUCCUCAGAUGGAGCAGCCAUUUGCCCUGUAAUCACAGGCCAGCUUUGGAAAAUAUCCCAUGACUGAAGAAAGGAAAGGCAUUGUUUGAGGAGGAAAGUGGUUCCCAUGUAGGCACUAUGUGUACAAUUUCAUCCACACCCUGACCUGGGGACCUCUCUGUUCUGUGUCCUGUUGGUUCUUGUACGGUACAGCGUUCCACAUUUGCAGAUUCAGGUCUCAAAACACAGCCAUGUCUCCAAAGUAGCACUUCCCUAACGGCUUGCCGUCUGCCUACAAUGUCUGCAUCAGACGGCAUUAAUCCACUAACAGAGUGCUACACUCAGUCAUCACAGGCUAUUUUCUGUCAGUGGAUAUUUUGCUUUACGUUGUUACGUAUCUGAUGAGACUGGUAACUUUCCUAAACUGCUUAGUUAAUAAUGGCAAAAGGAACAUUGAAAAGCAAAGUGAUUUGAGGAUGUGAUGACCACCUCUCUGCUGUGGCUACAUUCAGUUUAUGUGAAGUAUCCCAACUUACUCUUUGGAAUAAUAACCAAACGACUUGCCAACAUGACUGGUGCAACUGGUAUUCUCAGCAUAUGUAAGGACAUAUAGACGACUUCCUUUUAGGAUAAAAUGAUGCUUCUUUCAUGGGCUUUUGUGGUAGAUGAGGCUUCCAACAGCAGUUGAAUGGCAGUCAUACAAAUAUCUUGCCUCUAUAUCUGCCUACUUACAUAUUUCAAAUAUUAAUGUUGUCUUUACACCCUUCAGAGCUUAUUGUUCAUGUUAAAUUCAAAAGAACUGAUAAUUCUGUUCAGUGCACAAAAUUCUGCAUUGUUUAGAGAACCAAAGCACCAAUUAACAGGGAAAAACUAGAAGUAAAAAGGCUCAUAGUGUUUGGGGAAACUUCCUAGGAGAACUAAAAGUUCAGGGCAGUGAGAAGUGUUUGCUGUAUAUGAGUCCUCAGGUAGCAAGGGAAAUGUCAGCUUAGUCCCUUUCUCUCCUGAGACUGUCAUUCUGUUUUUCAUGCUAUUUGUCAUUCUGGUUUGUUCUUGGUGCUCAUUUGCUACAAAGAAAGGAUAAACACAGUUACAGGAAAUUUUAUAAUGGAUACCACAGUUUUGAAAAAAAAAAUAUAUAUAUAUAUGUAUAUGAGAGAAUGUGUGUACACAUUACUCAAUAUUCUAUGAACAUAGAGAAAGAAUAAUAACAAUUUAAAAUAAGAAAAACAAAGAGACACAUAACAAACUUCGGGAGAAAUCAGGUCAACGGUACUAUAGAAGAAUUUAGUUCUUUCAUUCUAAUUUGUAAAAAUAAUAGUGAUUAAAAUUAUUCAAAAAUCAAGAAAAAUAUCAGAAGCCAACUAGAUGGCAUUUAUCAUAAUGUUGGUUUGUUAUGAAGGCUUUGGACCUUGGGAAUAUACUAACAAAUAGAAAAAUAAAUAGUAAAUUAUUAUCAUCAUUAUUAUUUUGGUUGGAGAUACCUAGGACGGUUGUUCGUCUCUCACAUGUAUUAUCUACAGCUGUGUUCCCAGUAUUAUACUCACUAGCCACAUAGAGCUAGUAAUAUUGAAAUUAAUUUAAAUUAAAUACACUUGACAAUUCAGUUUCUCGGUCAUACCAGCCACAUUUUCAGUAACCAACAGUCUCAUGUGGCCGAUGUCUAACAUGUUGGUGGAACAACAUAAGACUCUUCUGUCACUGCAGAACAUUCUUUUGGAAUGUACUGUAGAGAUGUUUCUUUGAAUUCUUUGUCCUUGAGGGAAAAGUAAGAGGAGGAAAGAGAGAAAAUUUGGUAGCUCUUGUACAUGCCCAAGCAUUUGUUUAUCUUAGAGAGGCCCUAUAGUGUAAUAAAAAGAAUAUGAGCUCACACGGUUUUUUGUCUCCACUAUGUUAGCCUGGAAAAAUCACUUCAACCUCCAUGAGUCUCAAUUUGCAAUUUUGGAAAAUAAAAAUAUUUUUGUCCUGUU
Molecule: messenger RNA, 4917 nt
Organism: Heterocephalus glaber (naked mole-rat)
Lineage: Eukaryota; Metazoa; Chordata; Mammalia; Rodentia; Bathyergidae
Gene: Plxdc2
Product: plexin domain containing 2
Source: RefSeq, a predicted model, not a curated record